Molecule: messenger RNA, 3642 nt
Organism: Microthlaspi erraticum
Lineage: Eukaryota; Viridiplantae; Streptophyta; Magnoliopsida; Brassicales; Brassicaceae
Source: the annotation of a GenBank genome assembly
AUGGAGUCUUCUCCUGCUUCCUCUGCAGAGCUCGAUGUGUUUCUCAGUUUCAGAGGCUUUGACACACGCAACAACUUCACCGGUCAUCUCCAAAAAGCACUCCGCCUUAGAGGAAUUGACUCCUUCAUCGACGACAAACUCCGUCGAGGAGACGAUCUCACUGCGCUUUUCGACAGAAUCGAGCAAUCCAAGAUUGCAAUCAUCGUCUUCUCAAAGAACUACGGGAAUUCUGCUUGGUGCCUCCGCGAGCUUGUCAAGAUCCUCCAGUGUAGAGACAGAAACAAUCAGCUGGUGAUACCAAUCUUCUACAAAAUCGAAAAAUCAGAUUUGAAGAAAGUGCAGAGAAAGAUUUUUACCAACGUUACGGAAGACGAGAUCUCAUCGUGGGAAGCUGCACUGGCCACCGCAUCCAACAUCUCCGGCUAUGUAGUCAAUGAAACUAGCACGCCUGAGGCCAAACUUGUGGAUGAUAUUGCUAUUGACACGUUCAAGAAGCUGAAUGAUUUGGCUCCUAUUGGGAACGAAGGUCUAGUGGGAGUAGAAUGGCGUCUUGAGAUGCUUGAAAAGCUUUUAUCUUGCGACGAGUUGGAUUCUGUUCAAAUCAUAGGCAUUAUUGGAAUGGGUGGGAUUGGUAAAACUACUCUUGCUGAUUGCUUGUAUGGACGGAUGCGAGGUCAAUUCGACGGUAGUUGCUUCCUUACAAAUGUUUGUGAAAAUUCCAAACGAAACGGAUUAGAGUCAUUGCUGCAUAAACUCUUCUCUACACUGCUAAACGAUAGAGAUCUUGAGAUUGGACCUCCUGGAAAUGCACAUGAGAGAUUUGAGCGCCGACUUAAGAACAAGAAGCUGCUUAUUGUGCUUGAUGAUGUGAAUGAUGAAAAACAGAUAAAGUAUCUUAUGGGGCAUUGCAAAUGGUAUCAAGGAGGAAGUAGAAUUAUCAUAACUAGUAGAGACAGUAAAUUGAUCGAGACGAUCAAAGGCCGAAAAUAUUUACUCCCACCGUUGAAUUAUAGAGAAGCCUUGAAGCUCUUUAGCUUGAAUGCGUUUAAUGAUUCCUGCCCUUCGAAAGAGUUUGAGAGUUUGACAAAUAUGGUUCUUGAUUAUGCAAAAGGCCACCCUUUGGCUCUUAAGGUGUUAGGAUCUGAUCUUUGUGAGAGGGAUAAUCUGUAUUGGGAAGAUAAACUGGAUAGUCUGAGAAGUCGAUCACAUGGAGAUAUCUACGAGGUUCUUGAAACGAGCUAUGAGGAACUUAGCAUUGAACAGAAGAAUGUUUUUCUUGAUAUUGCAUGCUUCUUCAGAUCAGAGAAAGUGGAUUACGUGAAAUGUCUUCUCAACAGUCAUGGUGUGGAUGUUUCUAGCGUGAUAGAUGAUCUCAUUGACAAAUGUUUGAUUACUCUUUCUGAUGAUCGCAUCGAGAUGCAUGACAUGUUCCAAACGAUGGGAAAGGAAAUUAGCUUAAAAGCAGAAACCAUGGCAAUGAGAGACGUGAUGUGGCUAUCACGACAUGGCACACAAUGCCAAUCGUAUAUCAGACUAUGGGAUAGUGAAGAUAUUUGUGACAUGUUGACCAUAGGCAUGGGAGCUGACAAGGUACGAGGGAUUUUCCUAGACACAUCAAAACUAAGAGCAAUGCGUUUAAGUGCCAAAGCCUUUAAAGAGAUGCACAAUCUCAAAUACCUGAAAAUUUAUGAUUCUCGAUGUUCUCGUGGAUGUGUAGCCGAGCUUAAAGUAAACUUGAGGAAGGGACUUGAUUUUCUUCCUAAUGAGCUUACAUAUCUACACUGGCAUGGAUACCCACUACAAAGUAUCCCUCUGGAGUUUGAUCCCAAGAACCUUGUAGACCUUAAAUUGCCACAUAGUGAAUUAGAAGAAAUUUGGGAUGAUGACAAGGAUGCUGGAAUGCUCAAAUGGGUCGACCUCAGUCACUCGGUGAAUUUACGCAAUUGUUUGGGUUUGGCUAAGACUCCAAAUCUUGAAAGAUUAAGUCUAGAAGGAUGUACAAGUUUAAGAAAGUUGCCAUCAUCCUUGAAUUGUUUGGAGAAGCUUGUUUACCUCAAUCUAAGGGAAUGCACAAGCCUUAAGAGUCUUCCGAAAGAAGUCAAAUCUCAAUCUUUGCAAACUCUUAUUCUCAGUGGCUGCUCCAGCUUAAAGAAAUUCCCUCUGUUCCCAGAAAACGUUGAAGUUCUGCUUUUAGAUGGCAUUGCUAUAAAGAGCCUCCCCGAAUCCAUUGAAAGCUUUAAGAAACUUGCUUUGUUGAAUCUCAAGAACUGCAAAAAGCUGAAGCGUCUUUCUUCUGAUCUUUAUAAGCUGAAAUGUCUACAAGAGCUAAUACUCUCAGGCUGCUCGCAACUAGAGGUUUUUCCAGAGAUCAAAGAAAACAUGGAGUCUUUGGAGAUUUUACUCCUAGAUGAUACAUCUAUCACUGAGAUGCCAAACAUGAUGCAUUUGAGCAAUAUCAAGACAUUUUCGUUGUGUGGAACAAACAGUCAAGUUUCUGUUAGUAUGUUCUUCUUGCCACCUUCAUCAUCGGUCUGCUCUCGGUUAACGGAUCUUUACCUCUCAAGAUGCAAUCUCUACAAACUCCCAUAUAAUAGUGGUGGCCUGUCCUCAUUGCAGUCUUUAUGCUUAAGCGGAAACAACAUAGAGAAUUUGCCAGAGAGCUUCAGCCACCUUCACAAUCUCAAAUGGUUUGACUUGAAGUAUUGCAAAAUGCUCAAGUCUCUACCAGCCCUUCCACAAAAUCUGCAAUAUCUUGAUGCACACGAGUGUGAAUCACUUGAAACUUUGGCAAAUCCAUUGACGCCUUUGACGGUAGGAGAGAGGAUCCAUUCAAUGUUCAUCUUUAGUAAUUGUUACAAACUGAACCAAGACGCACAAGAGAGUCUCGUUGGUCAUGCUCGAAUCAAAAGUCAGUUGAUGGCUAAUGCAUCUGUAAAACGUUAUUAUCGGGGAUUCGUCCCACAGCCUCUGGUUGGAAUAUGUUACCCUGCGACUGAAAUACCGAGCUGGUUCCACCACCAAAGACUAGGAAGUUCCCUAGAAAUCCCACUACCUCCGCAUUGGUGUGACACUGAUUUUGUUGGACUUGCUUUAUCUGUAGUUGUCUCAUUCAAGGACUACAAAGACUGUACAAAACGUUUCUCGGUAAAGUGUUUUGGCAAAUUCGAGAACCAAGAUGGUUCCUUCACAAGAUUUGAUUUCACUCUGGCAGGCUGGAACGAACCGUGUGGAUCACUUAGUCAUGAACCAAGAAAGCUUACUUCUGACCAUGUUUUCAUGGGAUACAACAGUUGCUUCCAUGUCAAGAAACUCCAUGGAGAGAGUAACAGUUGUUGUUACACAACGGCUUCGUUCGAAUUCUAUGCAACAGAUGAUGAGACGAAGAAGAAGCUUGAGACUUGUGAGGUGAUAAAAUGUGGAAUGAGUUUAGUGUAUGUUCCUGAUGAUGAUGAUUGCAUGUUGUUGAAGAAGACAAAUCUGGUUCAGUUGAGUGUGAUGACCGAACCAAGUUGUUCCUAUAGUAUUGAUGAUGUCGUUGUCAUGGAUGAUGUAAGACCCAAGAGAGGACGAUGCCAAUUAGGUGGUGGUGGUGAAGAAGAAUCAGAUUGUAAAAGAACAAAGGAGGAGAAGAUUAUGGCGUGA